This is a messenger RNA of Orussus abietinus, 957 nucleotides long. It is a transcript of the gene Rsph1, whose product is annotated as radial spoke head 1 homolog. The transcript has 6 exons. NCBI's taxonomy places the organism in Eukaryota, Metazoa, Arthropoda, Insecta, Hymenoptera, Orussidae. The record is from RefSeq and is a predicted model, not a curated record. Bases 1 to 957 code for a protein of 318 amino acids.
AUGCCAACGGAUCCUGAAUUCAUCCGACCGGAAGACGGCGAGGACGAUAAAGGGGACACUUUAGGGACAUACAAAGGCCAAAGGAAUUUGCAUGGCGAGAGACACGGAAAGGGGCAGGUUAUUUUGCCAAACGGGGAUAAAUACGUCGGCUCGUAUUGCAAAGGACUUCGCUAUGGGAAAGGACUUUACGUCUUCAAGAACGGGGCCCGAUACGAGGGAGAAUGGAAAAACGGUCUGAAAGAUGGCCGAGGUACCUUUUGGUACCCUGACGGUACCUACUACGACGGGGAGUGGAGGCACGACAUGAAACAUGGAUUCGGUCUGUAUUGUUACAUGAAUAAAGACACCUACGAGGGCUCCUGGAAGAGAAAUCGUCGCCAUGGACUAGGGACGUACAUUUUCCCAUCGACAGGAGCUAAAUUUAUGGGGACGUGGGUAAACGAUCGCAUGGAAGGAUCAGGACAAAUAAUCCACCCUCGCCACCGUUUCCACGGAUCCUGGGAGGGGAAUGUUCCAUUCGGAACAGGCUGCUACACUUUCGAGAACAAGUGCAUGCAGCUCGGCCACGUCGUUCACGUCCCAGAUCCUGACUUCCAAGGAGGAGAAAAGGAUUCCAGUGUCCCUCUCGAUACCCAGGAUAAAGGAACUGCCGAGGAGGAGAGGCAGGAUGUGUCAGGGAUUAUUCCCUUGAAAAAAGGAGUACUUCCUCUAUGGCGUGCCAGAACCAUUACUCCUUACAAUCCUGACAAGGUGCCUGCAGAUCCUGCGCCUUUACAGGAAGAGGAUUCCCUGCAGACCCUGGAGGGAAAAUGCGAGAGCAGCAUGUGGCUCGAGGAGGAUUAUCUUAAAUACCCCCAGGAGUACUACGGCGAGGGCUACCUCGACGAAGAAGACGUCCAGGAACCUCGGUCCGAGUUCCCUGAAAUCGAAGACGUACCUUCAUCUCCUGCGCCAUGA